Messenger RNA from Danaus chrysippus (African queen), 522 nucleotides. The record is from the annotation of a GenBank genome assembly. NCBI's taxonomy places the organism in Eukaryota, Metazoa, Arthropoda, Insecta, Lepidoptera, Nymphalidae.
AUGUCGUGCAAAACACUCAUCGAUUUCGUCGUGAAAUACCACAAGCCACGGCUAUUAAACAACGUUGUAUGUUUUCCUAGCAAUGGAAAUUCGUUCUUUGGAAGGCGAUUCAUCAUACCAGUAGCUCCACUCUCAAGCUCUACACCAAAAAUUCAGUCUCCCAGAAAUUUUAGCACCACUGUUACAAAAUUUAACGAAACACAACUAACAAGCGAACCUAAAAAAACUGAGGGAAAAUUCCAACUUAUGUUCACAUGCAAGAAAUGCAACACCAGAAAUUCAAAAUUUAUAACAAAAUUGGCUUACUACAAAGGUGUUGUUAUUGUUAUAUGUGACGGGUGUGAAAAUAAACAUCUAAUUGCUGAUAAUCUUAAUUGGUUUACCGAUAUGAAUGGUAAAAAGAAUAUUGAAGACAUAAUGGCUGAAAAAGGAGAAACUGUUCAGAAAAUUUGCUCUCAGGAUCUGGAGUUUAUUGCAAAUGAAAUUGUUAGUAAUAUUGAAACAAAAGCUUUAGAUGGAUAA